AUGGAGAAUUCAAAAUCGAUAGAUACUGUGACAGCUAAAAAGGUAAGAAAUCAUAUACCUGGUGAUCUUACAAUAUCCAUUAUAUCGAAAUUGCCUCUUAAAUCUUUGGUGAGAUUUAGGUGUAUACAAAAAUCAUGGUCUGUCUUAUUUGAAAACCCUCAUUUUAUGAACAUGUAUCGUGUCAAUUUUGUGUCAAAUAAUAAUUUUUCUUAUGAUAAUGAUUCAUGUCUCACCUUAGAGUCUGAAUUUUCAUAUUAUGGAUUUCGUGGCACCUUAUUUUCUUGUCAUGGUGAGAAAUUUGAAAAUAAGGUCAAAUUAGACUGGCCACCUUUAUUUCAAGAGGGAAAUGAAUGUAUUAACAUUCUGGGUUCUCUUGUUGAUGAAACACUUUGCCUAUACACUGGUAUUCUAUUUCCAAAAACUGUAUUUUGGAACCUAUCUACUAAGGAAUUCAAAAUUCUCCCUCCUAGUCCUAUUGAGCGUCAGCCAUCUCAUUACAAAUUUGUCUCCUCACAUAUGGGAUUUGGUUAUGACUAUGUUAGAAAAGAUCAUAAAGUGAUUCGGAAUGCAACAAAAUGGAUUCAAUAUGACAUGGAAAAUAGUGAAACAAAUGAAUCCAUAUGGGAAGUGUAUAGCCUAAGAAAAAACUUUUGGAGGAAACUUGAUGUUCAUAUUCCUCUAGGUUCUGUUACUUUGGGUGAUACAAUGUACACAAAUGGAGUGUGUCAUUGGUGGGAUAGAGAUGAAGAUUGUUUGGUCUCGUUUGACUUGAGUAGUGAGGUGUUCUACAAAACACCUUUACCAUUACAUUUGGAUGGUUAUCUCUAUUGUGAAUCUAAGGAUAAACGAUUUAUAGCCCUAAAUGGGUUCAUUGCUUUUAUUACAACAGACACUACAAAUUAUGGAAAUACAACAUCUACUAUUCACAUAUCAAUUUUAGGUGAAUAUGGUAUGAAGGAAUCAUGGACUAAACUCUUCAUUGUUGAGUCAUUACCUAGUUAUGUUGAUCAUCCUAUUGGAGCAGGAAACAAAGGUGAUAUAUUUUUUAAAACAAAAUACAAAGAACUAGUUCAGUUUGAUUUGAAUACCCAUAAGAUAGAGAAGCUUCCUGUUAAAGGUAUUUUACAUACUUCUCAGAUACUUCUUUAUAAGAAAAUUUCUCUUUUUAUCCAAGACUAA
Molecule: messenger RNA, 1179 nt
Organism: Vicia villosa (hairy vetch)
Lineage: Eukaryota; Viridiplantae; Streptophyta; Magnoliopsida; Fabales; Fabaceae
Product: putative F-box protein At5g62660
Exons: 1
Coding region: 1-1179 (392 amino acids)
Molecular function (GO): protein binding
Source: RefSeq, a predicted model, not a curated record